CUCGGUCACCCCACUCCCCCACGACCCCCACUCUCUCCCUCGUCCCUUCCCCUCACUCGUCUGGAUCUGGCUCGAGGAGGAGCCCGAUUCCGCGCUGCCUCGCGCCCCCGCCACCUGCGCCCAUCCCCAGCGCCGCCCGACUCCGUCAACGCCGUCGCCUCCUCGCCCUCGCGCCAGACUGCACCGCCCCCGCCUCUCCAUCACCGGCUCCAUUGAGCCUCGCCGCGCCCCCCCCAAGACGCCGGCGCCCGUUCCUGGCGCUGCCCCGCCGCCGCUGCGGCUCACGGCCUCGACACGCCGGGCCUCAUCGCCGUCGUCUCCCCGCCUCGCCCCCGACACCCGCGGCGCCCUGAGGCCGACGUCGCCGCGCGGAACCCCCCUGUCGCCGGACUUCCUCGUCCCUGUCGCCGUCGUCUACCUCGUCCUCUCCCUCGCCGGACCACCCCGAGCCACGCCGCCCCUCUUCCCAGCACCGAACGUGAGGACCCCCGCCGUCUCCCCCUUCCUCCUAUCAUCGCCGUGCGCGCCCGCGGACCUGGCUGUCGCCGCUCGCCGCGGUCACCCGCGCCCUCCCCUCGUGCGCUCACGAUCCCCGUCGCCCGACCCGUGCUCCCAUGCACCCCCGCGCCGCCCGCGCCCUCUCACGCUGCACAGUCGCCUGCCGCUCCGCCCCACGCACUGCGUCGCGCGCACGCACAUCACCGGUUGCGCCCGUCCGGCGUUUGCCCCGCGCCAACGGCCGUCCUAG
Messenger RNA from Aegilops tauschii subsp. strangulata, 748 nucleotides. The record is from RefSeq and is a predicted model, not a curated record. Lineage: Eukaryota; Viridiplantae; Streptophyta; Magnoliopsida; Poales; Poaceae.